Lodderomyces beijingensis is the source of this 804-nucleotide messenger RNA. The record is from the annotation of a GenBank genome assembly. Lineage: Eukaryota; Fungi; Ascomycota; Pichiomycetes; Serinales; Debaryomycetaceae.
AUGCCAUCAACUGCUGGUGACAGCACCACCACAAGCGCCACCUCGAACAAGAAAGUAAAACAACUCAACCGAAGUAAAUCAUCACCAAUCCCAACAUCGAGUUCAAACGCCUCCUUAAGCUCGUCGACUGCAGCCCCAGCAAAGUCGAAAAAGCGCGUCGUUUCGAGCGAUUCCACAUUUGCAUUGAGCCGUCAAGAUACCGUCACCACAUUUCCAUCACGACCUACAAGAAAGAGAACAGCGAGCAGCAGCGGCGGCGGCGGGCGUAACAUGAGCAUAAACCGAGCCCAAAUCUUGCAUCGUUGCAACCCGGCGACUCCCAACGCCAUGGAGUCGCCUCAAACUCCCACAUUUAGCUUUUUCAGCGCGGUAGUUGCAUCACCUCCGCCACCAUCACAAUCACAACAACAAACAUCUCAUCCAGACGUGUCCAUGUCUUCAUCGGGAUCAAACUCACCGACUGCCAAUGGGGUCGUUGCAUCACCGCUCGUAUCAUUAUCGAGCCGAUUUGCAAAUUACAAAUUGACGUCUUCUAACACUGCCAAUAUCCCAAAACACAACAGCAUAUUGAGCCAUACUGAUUAUCUCACUGUCGACAUAAGCAGAGACGGCGAGCUGAUUUACAGUUAUGAUGAAGAAUACGGGUAUUCACCUAGCACUCGCCAUAGCUCAGUGGAGUACUUGGGGGGCGAAAAUGAAUUUAGCAAGAGGAAACAGGGCGAAAACGAAGCUUAUGGUGACGCGUUGGUUAAACCUAAGCGUAGAUCGGUUAGGUUUUCUAGUGAAGUUAAAGUACAGAGGUGA